Molecule: messenger RNA, 5532 nt
Organism: Patiria miniata (bat star)
Lineage: Eukaryota; Metazoa; Echinodermata; Asteroidea; Valvatida; Asterinidae
Product: zinc finger protein 493-like
Exons: 3
Coding region: 719-4822 (1367 amino acids)
Source: RefSeq, a predicted model, not a curated record
UCGUACUCCAAGACUUCAAAAGUAAAAUGAUGGUCGCCGCGCUCGAAAGCUACAAUAGAAAGCACCUGGCGGCCAGCUUGCUCAGUUGCUCACUACGCUAAUCUCGACACAAUAGAGAUCCGCGCUCACUAAUGCCAGAAAAAGGAGAUUACAUGGCUUCGUAGACAGUACCAUGGUAAAUACGCAUGCGCAGUUGUCAUACAUCGCUAAAAAUGAAUGAUUUUGAAGUGUUUGUUCGCAGUUGGAUGAUACUGUAUAUAAAUGUGGUCAACAUCACUGGAACAAUCAUUUCAUGAAGAACAAAAUGCUCUGUACCUUUAGUGUGAAAACUUGUGAAAUUUUGAUAUGCGCAUUACGUAAAUGCAAUGCCUCGCACAUUGUUGUAGCAUACGACGAUCGAUGACGGUGCGGCGCACUAGAACCAUCAUAACGUCAUGCAGUGCCUGUGUUGCGUUCUCUAUUCUCGCCAUGAUAAUCACCUGUGCAAACGACCACAUUAACUCAGUUGCAUUUGGCGUCACUCUGUGUGCUGUGAAUGUGAGAAGACUUGGGUGAAGUGGCCUGUGUAUUGUCAACUUGUCCUGAAUUGUUGAAGGCUACACAGACCUAUACCACCUUCCAGUGUAAUUCUGCUUAGUGACGAUAUUGGAUUGGCAACUUGCAGAGUCUGACGCGACAUCUGCGCAAAGGUUUGUGCGCAGCCUCAAACUGUAUAAUAAUGACUCACGACAAAAAGUACACAUGCGACAUCUGUGGGAAGUCGUUCACGCAAAGUGGAAGCCUCAAGCCACACAAGAUGACCCACGCCGGGGAGAAACCAUACACAUGUGACAUCUGCAGCAAGUCCUUUUCAAAAAAUUCUAACCUCAAGCGACACCAGAAGACCCACUCUGAUGACAGACCGUUUAAGUGCGACCAGUGUGAGCUGUCUUUCAGAUUUGGGUUCCUCCUCAAGCGACACGAGAAACUUCACACGAACAGCACAGCAUUAAGAUGCGACAUCUGUGGACAAUCUUACAAAUGUACACAAAACCUCGAGCGGCACCAGAUGAUCCAUAACAAGGAGAAACCGUACGCGUGCGACACAUGUGGAAAAGCGUUCCUGCGGAACCAUUACCUCAAGCGACACAAGAUGAACCACACGGGCGACAAACCGUUUAGAUGUGACAUCUGUGGACGAUCUUUCAAGACUACACACAACCUUAAACAACACCAAAUUACCCAUGCAGAUGAGAAACCAUACACAUGCGACAUCUGCCGCAAGUCCUUUUCAAAAAAAUCUAACCUCAAGCGACACCAGAAGACCCACUCUGAUGACAGACCGUUUAAGUGCGACCAGUGUGAGCUGUCUUUCAGAUUUGGGUUCCUCCUGAAGCGACACGAGAAACUUCACACGAACAGCACAGCAUUAAGAUGCGACAUCUGUGGACAAUCUUACAAAUGUACACAAAACCUCAAGCGGCACCAGAUGAUCCACAACAAGGAGAAACCGUACCCGUGCGACACAUGUGGAAAAUCGUUCGUGCGGAAUGAUUACCUCCAGAGACACAAGAUGAACCACACGGGCGACAAACCAUUCAGAUGUGACAUCUGUGGAUGGUCUUUCAAGACCACACACAACCUUAAACAACACCAAAUUACCCAUGCAAAUGAGAAACCAUUCACAUGCGACAUCUGCAGCAAGUCCUUUUCAAAAAAAUCUAACCUCAAGCGACACCAGAAGACCCACUCUGAUGACAUACAGUUUAAGUACGACCAGUGUGAGCUGUCUUCUAGAUUUGGGUUCCUCCUCAAGCGACACGAGAAACUUCACACGAACAGCACAGCAUUAAGAUGCGACAUCUGUGGACAAUCUUUCAAAUGUACACAAAACCUCAAGCGGCACCAGAUGAUCCACAACAAGGAGAAACCGUACGCGUGCGACACAUGUGGAAAAUCGUUUGUGCGGAAUGAUUACCUCCAGCGACACAAGAUGAACCACACGGGCGACAAACCGUUCAGAUGUGACAUCUGUGGACGAUCUUUCAUGUUUACACACAGACUUAAAAAACACCAAAUUACCCACACAAAUGAGAAACCAUACACAUGCGACAUCUGCGGAAAAUCUUUCGCGUGGAAGGCCACCUUCCAGCAGCACAAGAAUUGCACCCACUCGGAUGAGAAACUGUUCACUUGCGACAUCUGUGGACAAUCUUACAAAUUUAAGGCGAACCUCACGCGACACCAGAGGACCCAUGUAAAUGCGAAACCGUAUGCAUGCGACCUGUGCGGGAAAUCGUAUGCGAAGAAUCAAAGCCUCAAGCGACACAAGAUGACCCACACAGAUAGCAAACAUCAGAUGACUUAUACCAAUGAGAAACAGAACGUAUGCGACAUCUGUGGAAAAUCAUUUGUGCGAAAUGAUAUCCUCAAGCGACAUGCAAAGGUCCAUACAGACGACAAACCAUUCAGCUGCGACAUCUGUGGGCAAUCGUACAAAUUUAAACAAAGCAUCCAAUAUCACCUAAAGACCCAUGCAAAGUACAAACCAUACGCAUAUUGCAGCAUCUGUGGUAAAUCAUUUGUGCAAAAUGAAGCCCUCAAGCGACAUGCGAAGGUCCACACGGAUGAAAAACCAUUCAGAUGUGACAUCUGUGGAAAGUUGUUUGGUUGCAGUGCCUACCUUAAAAAGCACCGGAAAAACCACACCAAAGACAAAAGGGAGAGAGUAUUCGCUUGCUGCUUCUGUGAGAAAGGGUUCAAGGAGAAAAGCAAGCUUCACCAACAUGAGAGGAUCCACACCAAUGAGAAACCAUUCACAUGUGACACUUGUGGCAAAUCUUUCACAUGGAACUCGAGCCUGAGAAAACAUCUUGGGAUCCACACCAGGCAACUUGAAGAGUCUGACGCGACAUCUGCAGAAAUCUUACAUUUUGUGUUCAGCCUCAACUUAUUCAUAAUGCCCUCUACCAGUGAGAUACCGUACGCGUGCGACAUCUGCGGAAAAUCGUAUGUGCAGAAGAGAGGCCUCAGGUUACACAAGAUGACCCACACCGGCGAGAAACCGUACGCAUGCGACAUCUGCGGAAAAUCGUUCACGCAAAGUAACCACAUCAAGCCACACAAGAGGAUCCACACGGGCGAGAAACCGUACACAUGCGACAUCUGCGGGAGAGCCUUCGCGCAAAAUGGAAGCCUCGUGCUGCACAAGAGGACCCACACCAAUGACAAACCGUACGCAUGCGACAUUUGCGGAAAAUCUUUUGCAGCGCCUGGAACCCUUACCAAACACACGAGGACCCACACCGGCGAGAAGCCGUACGAAUGCGACUUCUGCGGGAAAUCGUUCUCGGAAAGCGGAAGCCUCAAGCUGCACAAGAGGAUCCACACUAAUGAGAAACCGCACACAUGCGACAUCUGUGGACACUCGUUCUCGCAAAUUGGAAACCUCAAGAAACACCAGAGGACGCACAACAGUGACAAAUUGUUCGCAUGCGACAUUUGCGGGGAAUCAUUCACGGAGAGAGUAAUUCUACGGCAACACAAGAAGACUCACACUAGCGAGAAACCGUACACAUGCGACAUCUGUGGCAAAUCGGUCGCACUGAACGGAAACCUUAAAUUGCACAAACUGACUCACACCAAUGAGAAACCGUACGCAUGCGACACCUGCGGAAAAUCCUUCGCGCGGAAUGGACACCUCAAUCGACACAAGAAGACCCAUACCAAUGAGAAACCGUACGCAUGUGACGUAUGUGGGAAAUCGUUCUCGCAGAAAGCGAGCCUCAAACUGCACCAGAUGACCCACAAUGAAAAAUCGUUCAGAUGCGACAUCUGCGGAAGACAGCUCUCAAGGAAAGCGACGCUUAGGCAACACCUGUUGACCCACACCAAUGAGAAACCGUACGCAUGUGACAUCUGCGGAAAAUCAUUCUUGUGGAGUUUAUGCCUCAAGCUUCACAAAGCGACCCACAGCGACGAGAAACCGUACACAUGCGACAUCUGCGGAAAAUCGUUUCCGUAUAACCAAAGCCUCAAGGAACACAAGAAGACCCACACGGAUGACAAACCGCUCGGAUGCGACAUCUGCGGGAAGUCUUACAAGUUUGCGCAUAGCCUCAAAAUGCACAGAAUGACACACACAGGUGAGAAACCGUACGCGUGCGACAUCUGCGAGAAAACGUUCGCGCAGAAUUCAGGCCUGAGGCUACACAAAAAGACCCACACCAACGAUAAACCCUACGUAUGCGACAACUGUGGGAAAGCGUUUAUGCACGUAGGAAGCCUCAAGAAACACCAGAUAACCCACACCAAUGAGAAACCGUACGCAUGUGACAUCUGCGGAAAAUCGUUCGCGCGGAAUCCAUACCUUAAGCUACACAAGAUGACCCACACCGGCGAGAAACCGCACACGUGUGUCAUCUGCGGGAAAUCAUUUGCAAAUAAAGGACACCUGAAUCGACACAAAAUGACCCACACAGAUGACAAGCCGUGCAGAUGUGACAUCUGUGGACAAUCUUACAAAUAUACGGAUCAGUUGAACCGGCACGCGAUGACCCACACCAAUGAGAACCCGUACGCAUGCGACAUCUGUGGGAAAUCGUUCGUGUGCGAAGACUACCUCAAAAUGCACCAGAAGAUCCACGACGACAAUAGGGAGAGACCGUUUACUUGUAGCUUCUGUGGCAAAGGGUUUACGGACAAAAUCAAGGUUCGGCGGCAUGAGAGGAUCCACACCAAUGAGAAACCGUUCACAUGUGACAUUUGUGGCAAAUCGUAUAGGUGGAGCUCGAGCCUUCAAAAGCAUUUCAAAGCUACAGACCAUCAUUUGCAGCCAUCCUAACUGUAACUGACGUCAUAACAAUGUAAUUCGCCUUGAAAAUCAUACUUGAUUAAAGAUCGUAACGGGACUAAAAUUCCUGUGAAGUGAUUCUUUCUGGCAAGCUGUCAUUUGGAAGAAAACAGUGAAACAAAACGAUUUCCACCGGUGCGUCUAAAGGCGCAUUUCUGGAAAUUUCCGUUUAGUACAUUGUUUACAUACAUGUAGUUCGUUUUUAAUUCCUCGAAAUGUGCACAAGCGGUGACACAUUGUAUAUACAUUGUAUAUACAAUGUACAUACAUUGUAUAUACAAUGUAUAUACACUGUACAUUGUAAAUGAUAUUAGUUGCUCACAUUUUUGUAGUUUUACAUUUAAUAUUUUGUAGCAUAGGAUGAAACUAACUAAUUUCUUGAGAGUGAGGCAUGUGAGGGUGUCCUGAAUACAUUGUACAGUCGAACACCUUUAUAACAAGGUCCUUGGGUUUUUAUGAAUAAUAGCAUUGGAAAACAUACAAAAACAAAGACAUGGGACCUGAAAUUUUGCUUGUUAUAAACAGGGUCUUGUACAGUCGACUCUCGUUAGUACAAACUCUGUUGAUACAAAAUUCUGGUUAUAACAACCAUAAAGCCCGAGUCCCAACUGUGCAUUUAUAUGCACAAUGAAUGGCACUGAUGUUCCUCUAAAUCCUCUUAAUACACAAUUCUGAUAUUACAAACAGUUUGUGCUACCUUU